UUUUUUGAGAUUUUCACCAUGUGUAAACAGUGUACCAUUAAUUUAUCAUGAUUUUGAAUGAUCAAAAAUGUUAGCAGAUCACCAAGAUGUUUUUAAUAUUGUACAAGCGAAAUUCUUGGCCGCAGAGGUAGUAAAAAGUAUUCACUUAAAUGUUUCUUUAGUUGAUGGACCUAUAGACAAUAGCAAUAGAAUUUUAGCUUUAGUGGAGUACAAUAAAUCAUUUGCUUUGUUUGUAAUAAUAUCUUCCCGAAUUAAACCCAUAAGUAUUUCAGAUUUAGCAAUUGAAAGUGUAAUUCCAGUGGAUGAUCAUUUUAGCUGUGAUUCCGAGCCGGUAAAUAGCCAAAAGCAUGUCAAAUUUAUAAUAUCUUAUAAACAAACAAAGUAUGAAUUUCAAAUUGAAAUUGGAAAAGAGAGUUCAAAUUUUGCCUCAGAGGUAAUAAAAGCUAAAGAAGUUCCUUCAAAUAACAAGUCCAAUUUUACUUGGUUGGAGAAAUAUUUUGGGACAAUGAUCCAGGCAAAUAAAUGUUCAGAUAUUUCGGAUCAGGUGUCUGACAUAGUAAUAUCCAGAGACAAAAUGACUCAAGGACAAACAGCAAUAAAUCGUGAGUCUAUGUUAAAAUAUCAGCUUAAACUUAGGGAAGCCGAAUUUACCCAAAAACAUGAAUUUACAAUUUUUGUGGGCACUUGGAAUGUUAAUGGGCAACCGCCAACAAUUUCACUUCGUUCAUGGUUGAGUUAUGAUCAACAUCCUCCAGAUGUAUAUGCUGUGGGAUUUCAGGAACUAGAUUUAAGCAAAGAAGCAUUUAUUUUCAAUGAUACACCUAGAGAAGCAGAAUGGCAAAAAUUUGUUAUGGAUGGGCUACAUUCUGAUGCAAAAUAUAGAUUGGUUGCACUAGCUCGUUUAGUUGGAAUGCAGUUGGCCGUUAUGGUAAACAACAAGCACUAUCAGCAUGUAAAGAAUGUCUCAUUUGAUACAGUGGGGACAGGACUAUUGGGCAAGAUGGACAAGGAGUAUCUAUACGAGAAAUUCAAUUGGCUCAGGGGAAGAUUUUUAGCGGGUAAUAAAGGUGGAGUGGCAGUGAGACUGGAACUUCACAAUACAUCUUUGUGCUUUGUAAACUGCCAUUUGGCAGCACACAUAGAGGAGUUUGAAAGGAGAAAUCAAGACUACAAAGAUAUCAAUGCUAGGAUAAACUUUAGAAAAAAUCCACAAGCUAUCAAGGAUCAUGAUCAAAUUUAUUGGCUAGGCGACUUAAAUUAUCGUAUUACGGACUUAACGAAUGUUCAAGUGAAAACGCUUUUGCAAAGGAACGAGAUGAACGCUUUGUUGAAAGCGGAUCAACUGAAUCAACAAAAAGAACGCGGGAACGUGUUGUUGGACUACGAAGAGGGAAAUAUUACCUUUCAACCUACUUAUAAAUUUGACUUAAAUACAGACAUAUAUGAUACAAGUGAAAAAGCUAGACCUCCCGCGUGGACUGACAGAAUAUUAUGGAGGGGUAAGGGAAUCCAUCAGGUCGAAUACAGAAGCCAUAUGGAUCUAAAAAUCAGCGAUCAUAGGCCUGUUAGUGCGCUAUUUAAAUCAGAAAUCAGUGUGGUCGAUCCGAUCCAAUACAGGAAGGUUCACGAGGAUCUGCUCAAGAAAAUGGAUAAGCAUGAAAACGAAUUUUUGCCGCAAGUUACAGUUGACCCGUCUGAAGUUCAUUUUGAACAAAUCAAGUUUAGGGAACCCCAGACGAAGGAAAUUAUUAUCGCCAAUACUGGAGUGGUACCUGCCGAUUUUGAAUUUAUCAAAAAACUAGACGAAGUAAGUUAUUGUAAAGACUGGUUACGCAUUUUGCCAUAUUGCGGCAGUAUAAAUCCAGAAUUUAUUUCAGGCGAAAAGUGCGACAUAAGGUUAGAAGUUAACUUGGAAACAGAUCUUGAACGAAUCUACGACAUACUAGUGUUACACUUGAAAGGUGGAAAAGAUAUGUUUAUCACUGUGAGUGGUACUUGCCAGAAAUCUUGCUUCACUCAGGCCCUGUCUUCACUAGUCAGAACUCAAAUUCCUAUCAUGAACUUAUCCGGUGAAGAUUGGGAGAAAGCGAGGAACAACGAAACUCCAAUUAUAUAUUCAGUGCCUCGCGAAUUGUGGCUUUUAGUGGACCAUUUGUACAGGCAUGGGUUGAAAACAAAAGAAUUAUUUGAGUCUUCUGCGUUGCAUGAAGAGAUUAUUAAAAUUAGAGAUUGGUUGGAUUUUGGAUCCCAAGAUCCUUUACCUGGGUCUGUUCAGGCUGUUGCCGAAGCUUUGUUAUUGUUUUUAUCAUAUACCAAAGAACCUGUUAUACCUUUUGAUCUGCAAGAUGUAUGUGUUGCAGCAUCAAAUAAUUUUCAAAACUGUCGACAGUUAAUUCGGCAAAAACUGAGUGACAUACACCGCAACGUUUUCCUAUAUGUUUGUAUGUUUUUGCAAGAACUCCUGAAAUAUUCACAGGAUAAUGGUUAUGACGCAAAAACCUUAGCUUCUUUGUUUGGCGAUAUAUUACUUAGGGAUCAAAUUAGGAACUCUAGGCCACAAGCAAGUAGAGGAAAAGCAAAUUUCAUAUACAACUUCUUGGUCAACGACUUGAGUUCAUCACUGAUUCCAGAGUAGGUUUAUUGUAGUUACAAAUGUAAAUAUGCUAUUUAUGUUUUAUUUAUAGAAACUAAUAAUUGCCAGUAUUUUUUAUAGUGAUCAACUUAAUGUAAUUUGUU
Messenger RNA from Cylas formicarius (sweet potato weevil), 2736 nucleotides. RefSeq names its product inositol polyphosphate 5-phosphatase OCRL (gene Ocrl). NCBI's taxonomy places the organism in Eukaryota, Metazoa, Arthropoda, Insecta, Coleoptera, Brentidae. Gene Ontology annotation, biological process: signal transduction; phosphatidylinositol dephosphorylation. The coding region runs from base 68 to 2635 and encodes 855 amino acids. Gene Ontology annotation, cellular component: membrane. Gene Ontology annotation, molecular function: phosphatidylinositol-4,5-bisphosphate 5-phosphatase activity; inositol phosphate phosphatase activity. The record is from RefSeq and is a predicted model, not a curated record. The transcript is spliced from 16 exons.